Molecule: messenger RNA, 935 nt
Organism: Amblyraja radiata (thorny skate)
Lineage: Eukaryota; Metazoa; Chordata; Chondrichthyes; Rajiformes; Rajidae
Exons: 3
Coding region: 41-655 (204 amino acids)
Source: RefSeq, a predicted model, not a curated record
AACUGAUGAUCAACUUGUGUUUGCAGUUAAAAAAAAGAAGAUGUCAGCUGCAGCUUUGCCUCUGAUGAUCGACUGGAUAGAUAUUGACAUGGUAAUCUGCGUUGAAAAUGCCCUAUCUUUCUCCGAUGUGAAAUGGCCUUUCCCAAGCUGGUUGUGUGGCAAGUCAAAGUGGCUGAGCUGUGAACAACAAGAGCAAAUCAGAAGCAUUGGGAUAGAUAUGACCUGUCAGGGAAUAUACUGGAGACCUUCCUUCUCAAGAAUCGAUGCUUUUGUAUUUGGGGAGAUAGAUGGUAAAGGAGGCUACUGUAAAAAAGCCUUCAAAAUAUUAAAAUCUCUCAAUAGUUAUUAUUGGACCGUGGAUCAGCUGUGCAGUGACUACCGAGGAAAGACAAAACCUUUUCUCAACUCCUUUUUUAUGAAGAUUCUCUAUUUACAUACAAGAGAAAAGUACCCAGAACCUCAUCAGUGGAACACGUUGUCAAAGUCAUUUUGCAACUUUUUGGAUGUUUUAAAUGACUGCUGUAACCAGAAGUGCCUGUAUCACUAUUACCACGCUGAUGUAAACCUUUUCGAACGUGUUGCAGAUAAAACCUUUCAAUGGUUGCAAGGAAAAAUACACAAUAUUCUGGAAGAUCCAGAAAAUGAACUUGACUAAUCUGCUUGGAAGUAGGAACAAAAAAAAUCAUGGCAUUUCAUUCAAGUCCCAAAUGAUUCCUACCUUCUCCAGCAGCUCGUUCCAUACACCCACCACUCUUUGUGUGGAAAGGUUACCCCUCAGAUUUUUAAAUACUCAAAGUAUAAUAAUUCUAGAUGCUUGUUGAAUUCUGCAGUUAAAGGCCUUGCACUAACAUAAGAGUCUUUAUUUUGAAUUGUUAAAUGUUAUUCCAUGCAAAUCAUCGCUUCUUUAUGUCAUAGAAAACAUAGAAAAUUGGUGC